Molecule: messenger RNA, 225 nt
Organism: Puccinia triticina
Lineage: Eukaryota; Fungi; Basidiomycota; Pucciniomycetes; Pucciniales; Pucciniaceae
Exons: 2
Coding region: 1-225 (74 amino acids)
Source: RefSeq, a predicted model, not a curated record
AUGAAGAUCAAUUCGGAGUCGGUGGUUCUAGACCAGGUGCGCGUGUUCACCGCCUGUGUCCACUCGGUAGUGCUUGAAGAAUUGGUCAAGUUCGUUUAUGGGGAUCUAAAAUCAGUACUCGACGUUGGACAGACCAAGACCGGAGUAGCGUACUACAGUUCUUGCACUAUCCUGACACCGUUGAACGUCAACGUCGAUUCCAUCAACGUCCCCCUCCCAACAUAA